This is a messenger RNA of Dipodomys ordii (Ord's kangaroo rat), 3652 nucleotides long. RefSeq names its product ER degradation enhancer, mannosidase alpha-like 1 (gene Edem1). The coding region runs from base 132 to 2114 and encodes 660 amino acids. Gene Ontology annotation, molecular function: mannosyl-oligosaccharide 1,2-alpha-mannosidase activity; calcium ion binding. Gene Ontology annotation, biological process: mannose trimming involved in glycoprotein ERAD pathway; endoplasmic reticulum mannose trimming; carbohydrate metabolic process. Lineage: Eukaryota; Metazoa; Chordata; Mammalia; Rodentia; Heteromyidae. The record is from RefSeq and is a predicted model, not a curated record. Gene Ontology annotation, cellular component: membrane; endoplasmic reticulum. The transcript is spliced from 12 exons.
AGUUCCUGGUGCGUCACGGGCGGGGAGUUCCUUAAAGGGGCCGCGCGCGGAGCUCCGGGGCGGACGCGGGUGCGGCGGUCGGCGGGCCUGGUCCCGCGCUGUAAAAGAAUGCCCGCGGCGGCCGCGCGACCAUGCAAUGGCGAGCGCUCGUCCUGGGGCUGCUGCUCCUCCGGCUCGGCCUGCACGGCGUCCUGUGGCUCGUCUUCGGGCUGGGCCCCAGCAUGGGCUUCUACCAGCGCUUCCCGCUCAGCUUCGGCUUCCAGCGCUUGAGGGGCCCCGACGGCUCCGCGCCCUCCGCGCCGGGGCCCGCGGGCCGGCCGGGGGCGCCGUCGGGGCCGCCGUGGCUCUCGCGGCCCGGGGUCGGGGUGGCGGCGGCGGCGGGCGGCCGGCCCGAGGCUCCGCGGCGGCCGGGACCCGGCGGCGUGUGCGGCCCGGCGCCCUGGGGUGGCUACGCGCUGGGCGGCUGCGGCCCGGACGAGUACGAGCGGCGCUACAGCGGCGCCUUCCCGCCGCAGCUGCGGGCCCAGAUGCGGGACCUGGCGCGGGGCAUGUUCGUCUUCGGCUACGACAACUACAUGGCGCACGCCUUCCCCCAGGACGAGCUCAAUCCCAUCCACUGCCGCGGCCGGGGGCCCGACCGCGGGGACCCCUCCAAUCUGAACAUCAAUGAUGUGCUAGGGAACUACUCUUUGACCCUUGUGGACGCUUUGGAUACUCUCGCAAUAAUGGGAAAUGCAUCGGAGUUCCGGCGAGCAGUCAAGUUAGUGAUCAACACCGUCUCGUUUGACAAAGAUUCCACUGUCCAGGUGUUUGAGGCCACGAUAAGGGUUCUGGGAAGCCUCCUCUCUGCCCACAGAAUAAUAACUGACUCCAAGCAGCCCUUUGGCGACAUGACCAUUAAAGAUUAUGAUAAUGAGUUGUUGCAUCUGGCCCACGACCUGGCGGUGCGGCUCCUCCCGGCCUUUGAAAACACCAAGACCGGCAUCCCCUACCCACGGGUGAAUCUAAAGACAGGUGUUCCUCCCGACAGCCGUAAUGAGACGUGCACGGCCGGAGCUGGCUCCCUCCUGGUGGAGUUUGGGAUCCUGAGCCGGCUGCUAGGAGAUUCCACAUUUGAGUGGGUUGCCAGACGAGCGGUGAAAGCCCUCUGGAACCUCCGGAGCAAUGAUACGGGACUACUAGGCAACGUUGUGAACAUCCAGACAGGCCACUGGGUUGGGAAGCAGAGUGGCUUGGGUGCUGGGUUGGACUCCUUCUACGAAUACCUGUUGAAGUCUUACAUCCUCUUUGGAGAAAAAGAAGACCUGGAAAUGUUUAAUGCUGCAUAUCAGAGCAUUCAGAACUACUUGAGAAGAGGACGGGAAGCCUGUAACGAAGGAGAAGGAGACCCCCCGCUCUACGUCAACGUGAACAUGUUCAGCGGGCAGCUUAUGAACACCUGGAUUGACUCCCUGCAGGCCUUCUUCCCUGGACUACAGGUUCUGAUAGGAGAUGUGGAAGAUGCCAUCUGCCUCCAUGCCUUUUAUUAUGCCAUAUGGAAACGGUACGGGGCCCUCCCUGAGCGGUAUAACUGGCAGCUGCAGGCCCCCGACGUUCUCUUCUACCCUCUGCGACCGGAGUUAGUGGAAUCCACGUAUCUCCUCUACCAGGCCACCAAGAAUCCCUUCUACCUCCACGUCGGGAAGGACAUUCUUCAGAGUCUGGAGAAAUACACGAAAGUCAAAUGCGGGUACGCCACACUGCAUCACGUCAUAGACAAGUCCAAAGAGGACCGCAUGGAGAGCUUCUUUCUCAGUGAGACCUGCAAAUACUUGUAUCUGCUAUUUGAUGAGGAGAAUCCAGUCCACAAGUCCGGGACGAGAUACAUGUUUACCACAGAAGGCCACAUCAUAUCUGUGGACAAGCACCUUCGGGAACUGCCCUGGAAGGAGUUCUUCUCUGAAGAUGGAGGGCAAGACCAUGAGGGAAAGUCUGUGCCCAGGCCGAGGUCUCACGAGGUGAAAGUCAUCAACUCCAGCUCCAACUGCAAUCGUGUUCCGGAUGAGAGGAGAUACUUCCUGCCCUUGAAGAGCGUCUAUAUGCGUCAGAUCGACCAGAUGGUUGGCUUGAUAUGAGCCGCUCGUCCCUGCUUCAUCUUCCACCAGACCUGACCAAGUGAACCCUGACCCCAGGGACACCCAGUGUGCAGUGGAGGGAUGGGUGUCGCACUGCACGGCACCGUGUGGAAGUUCUGUCUGAUCCAUCACCCACAGCUGGUUCAUGUGGUUCAUUCUUGCACACUUCAGUGUUUCCCUUCUGUUCAAUAAAUGCCCUAUUUUUUCUUAGUAAUAUCACUAGAAAUGAGAAGAUACAUGAAAACUGGCUGACACACUGACACAAUUCUGUUGUUAAGCACAUCUGCCCAGCUUCCUGUUUGGAAUUCAGAAGUCUCUACUGCGCCACUACUGGCCAUUCUGCGGUAUUGCUACCUCUUUGUUAGGGAAUAGGAAAUGAGAUUCCUAUCCACACGCCCGGGGCACUUGACGCCUACUUACUGCACUAAAAUCGGCACCCUUUCUGCUCCUACAGCAUCCUUAGGUUCUCCUUAGAUGUUCGGCUGUGAUUUUUUUUUUAGAUCACGUGGGGAGAAAAUCAUGCAGUUGUCUUCUAUGCCUUCAACUCAUCUGCCCAGUGUUAGAGUCAUUUGCUUGUGAAUAUGGGUGGAAGUAGAAUUCUGACCAAUGGUCUUUUCAGCUGUUAUGUCGUGGUGUCUGUCAGCGGUUAGCCAACAGUUCUGUGGGAUUGUGUUUUGCAUUCAUUUCACACAUGAAAAUUACCUGCGGAACUCCGCUAGUUCCAGAACCAGGUGCCUUCUAGGGGAGAAAAACAAAAACAAAACCCUAGGUUGUCUCAGCGUCCGUCUUUCUCUUUUUCCUAGCCGAGGAUUCUAGAUUCUUCCUUCUUAGCGUUUUGUUUUUGUUGCCUGUGUCUAGUGCCAAUUCGCAUAAUCAGGGAGAAAGAAGGGAUCAGACGACUUUCUGAUGUCCUCGAGCCAUUUCUCUGUGCACCAGGCCUCGCUUAGUGCCUUAUACAGGUUUUGGUUUUGGCCAUUGGUUGCCACAGGUCUUGCCGUGGUUGCAGGGGCUUUGUAUUGCCCUUGAGUGGGACCAACAAUGAAAGGAGGAUGGGGUGGGUGUGAGGAAGGUUUUGGGAAGUAGUUGGUCCACCUUUGCCUUUCAUCCUCUUCUUUUAGCCAAGCACCUAGGGGGAAGAAGCUGGGCUUCAUUUCAUUGCUGUUACCUUAGAACACGCCCUGAGGCUCCUCCGAGGUGGGGCUGGGUCUCCUCGGAGCCUGGCCUGGCGCACUUACCUGGCAGGAAGGUGUCUGACUGAAGGGUGGGUAGCAGUCUUGGUGAGCACCAGCCCCUGGCAUCCGCUUUCGUGUAUUUCUGCAGGUUUCUUUUCAGUCCUCUUAAAACUACAAAGAACCCCACCUAAGCCAUUUGCGUUUUCCAUCCGCAGGGAGAAAUUUUAUUCCUUCUUGAAAAUUUUAAGUGUUGCUGUUUGGAAAAUGGGUGUAUCCUUCCGUUCUUCCACAUUUUUAGAAAGGGGAUUUUCAGUAGGAAAUGUAUUAUCUUUCCAACAUUUACUAUGCAAUUUGGUAGAAAAAAAA